Molecule: messenger RNA, 1446 nt
Organism: Adineta ricciae
Lineage: Eukaryota; Metazoa; Rotifera; Eurotatoria; Adinetida; Adinetidae
Source: the annotation of a GenBank genome assembly
AUGUUACCAAUUCUACCAUGGACAACCAGCAGCGUCUUAAUUCUACUUCUACUGCUGGUAACAGUCAUUUAUCUGGUAUUCUCUAUAAAACUUCGAAAAGCUGCACCACGUUUUCCAGUGCUUAUCUCAAUCUUACGUGGUAAAUAUGAUUUUAUUAAUAGAGGUCCACUGGAUCUUAUUCAAGACGGGUAUCGAACAGUAGGAGAUAUCUUUCGCAUUCAAUUAUUUUAUCGGUCCAUCGUGUUUCUCAUUGGUCCGCAAGCACAUCGGGCUUUUUUCGAAGCAAAAGACCAUCAGCUAUCUCAACGCGAAGUAUACACAUUUACAAUUCCAGUGUUUGGCAAAAAUAUCGUCUAUGAUGCAUCGCCAAAAAUAAUGCAACAGCAGUUAAAAUUCGUUAAUAAAGGUUUAAAUCAAAUGAAUAUGAAAGCUCAUGUCGGAAAAAUUGUUAUGGAAGCCGAAGAAUGGUUUGACAAAUGGCCUGAUUCGGGAGAAGUUGAUUUAAUGAAAGAGUUUUCUGAAUUAAUCAUUUUGACAGCAUCACGUUGUUUGCUGGGCAAAGAAAUUCGUGAGAAUAUUCAAACAGAAUUUGCACAUUUCUAUCAACAAUUAUCCGACGGAAUGAGCCAUUUAUCAUUCUUCUUUCCAAAUGCGCCAACGCGAGCACAUAAGAAACGUGAUCUCGCUCGACAAGAGAUUGCCAAGAUCUUCUCUAAAAUCAUCAAACAACGCCGAACGGAAGAAGAUGUCGAACACGACGAUUUCUUACAAGUGCUUAUCGAUGCGAGAUAUCUCGAUGAUUCCCUUCCUACUGAUGAUGAAAUCACUGGCUUAUUAUUAGCUGCAUUAUUCGCUGGACAGCACACAUCGAAUAUCACAAGUACUUGGAUGGGAUUGUUAAUGAUACAACAUCAAUCGAAAUGGAUGUCGAAAUUAUUAGAUGAACAAAAACAAGUAAUGGUAAAAUAUCAAGAUGAACUAUCAGUAGACUCUCUUGGAGAAAUGAAUUUAUUACAUGCAGUGAUGAAAGAAACAUUGAGAUUAUAUCCACCAUUGAUAUUGUUAAUGAGAAAAGUCAUAGAACCAAUUGCAUACAAUGGAUAUGUCUUGUCCAAAGGCGAUAUUGCUGUCGUUGCACCACCUGUAGCACAUCAAAUAUCGAAUGUGUUCAAAGAUCCGAAAGAAUUCAAUCCUGAACGGUUCUUAGGCGAAUAUGCUGAAGAUCAAGUCGAAAAAUUUAGUUUCAUUGCGUUUGGUGGUGGCCGACAUAGUUGUUUAGGAGAAAGAUUUGCUUAUUUACAAGUGAAAACGAUUUGGUCGAUAUUAUUACGGAAAUUUGAUUUUGAACUUUGCCAAGAACAUCCAUUACCUGAUUAUUCCGUUCUCGUUGUUGGACCUAGACCACCAUGUAUGGUUCGAUUCAAACGUAAAAUAAAUUCUUUCUAA